AUGUCCACCCAAUCCUUCCGCCAAAUCAUCGGCAUCCCCCCCUCAACCGCCACAACCACAACCUCAACCCUCAUCAUCAUCGACGCCCAGAACGAGUACGCGCAUGGCCAGCUUAAAGUCCAAGAUGUCGACAAGUCCCGCCGCGUCAUCGCCUCCCUCCUAGCCAGGUACCGCUCUUCCGGCGACGGCAGCAAUAUCAUCCACGUCCUGCACGAGACACCACCCGGCGCCCCGGUCUUCACGGCCGGCACAGACCUCGCAGAUGAAUUCAGCGAGUUAACUCCCAUGGCAGGGGAGAAGGUCAUCACCAAGAACUACCCAUCCUCGUUCGCAAAGACAGAGUUGCAUGAGUACCUGCAGAGUCUAGGCGAUGUAGGGAGCAAGAUCGUGCUUGCGGGGUACAUGGCGCACGUGUGUGUUUCGACGACGGCCAGGGCGGGCGCGGAGCUGGGGUACGAUGUCCUUGUUGUUCGGGAUGCGGUGGGGGACCGGAGUAUCCCUGGUGUUGGGGCGGGUGUGCUGGUUGAUGUUGCGUUGGGCGAGGUGGCGGAUGCGUUUGGGAGUGUGGUUGUCUCCGAGGAGAUCCAUUAG
Molecule: messenger RNA, 591 nt
Organism: Aspergillus mulundensis
Lineage: Eukaryota; Fungi; Ascomycota; Eurotiomycetes; Eurotiales; Aspergillaceae
Product: putative isochorismatase family hydrolase
Exons: 1
Coding region: 1-591 (196 amino acids)
Source: RefSeq, a predicted model, not a curated record